AGCGGGAGCGCGGCGGCGGGUUCAGCGUCGCCAUGACGAGUGACCUGGACAUCUUCGUGGGCAACACGACGCUGAUCGAUGAGGAGGUUCUGCAGCUCUGGCUGGACGGGCACUCGGUGUCGGAGGCGGUGGCGCGGCGCCUGCGGGGGGGGCUCCUGGACCACACGGGCUCCUCGGUGCAGGUGCUGCAGAGCGACACCCGCGACCACUUCCGCACGUUCCAGAUGUUGGAGCGGCUCCUGCACGCCCCCCCCCGCCUGCUGCAGCAGCUGCUCUUCCAGAUCCCCCCCCCGCGGCAGGCGCUGCUCGUCCAGCG
This is a messenger RNA of Strigops habroptila (Kakapo), 316 nucleotides long. RefSeq names its product FGF1 intracellular binding protein (gene FIBP). The transcript has 4 exons. Gene Ontology annotation, cellular component: nucleus. The annotation marks the transcript as partial. Lineage: Eukaryota; Metazoa; Chordata; Aves; Psittaciformes; Psittacidae. The record is from RefSeq and is a predicted model, not a curated record. Gene Ontology annotation, biological process: platelet aggregation. Gene Ontology annotation, molecular function: fibroblast growth factor binding.